This is a messenger RNA of Eruca vesicaria subsp. sativa (arugula), 880 nucleotides long. Lineage: Eukaryota; Viridiplantae; Streptophyta; Magnoliopsida; Brassicales; Brassicaceae. The record is from the annotation of a GenBank genome assembly.
AUGCAAUCGAUUCGUAGCAGUACAAGGUUGCUUCAUAGGAACCGUUUCUCUAUCUCCAACACUCUUCGUUUCACUUCGUCUUCUUCCCCAAGCUUGUCUGAAAAUGAAUCGAGGAUGCUAAAAGGGUUUGACUCUUCCCGUUCCUCCAGUGCUUUUGAUUCACCGGCGAAGUAUCUCAUUAACUCACUGACAAAGGCGGUUUCUUCCUCUUCCCCAUUACCUAGACAAAACUUUACGUAUGCGUCGAGGUGCUUUUCCACCAUUGGAGAUUCUGUUCAGUCGACUCCUCGAGGAUUCUCAGCUCCUGAUGUGCCUCCGAGAAUUAAGUUCAAGCGGCUUGAUAAAACCGCCAAGCAUAUCAUGCAGAUUGUAGACAAGGAGGCGGUUGAGGAAGUGAGAAAUGGUAGGGAGAUACCUGAGAUAAGGCCUGGUUACAUUGUUCAGCUUAAAGUGGAAGUGCCUGAGAACAAGAGGCGUGUUUCAAUCGUUAAAGGAAUUGUCAUAGCAAGGCGUAACGCUGGUCUUAACUCUACGUUUAGGAUUAGAAGGCUUGUGGCUGGAGUGGGAGUUGAAUCCAUGUUCCCCUUGUAUUCGCCAAACCUGAGGGAGAUUAAAGUGUUGGACAAGAAGAGAGUAAGAAGAGCCAAACUUUAUUACCUCAGAGACAAGAUGAACGCUCUCAAAAAGCAUUAGCACCUCAAUCAUAUAAACAGGGUAGUCUACUCCCUUAAACAAAAGUCUUGAGGGUUUUUUUCCUUUUUUGAACCAUGUAUUUGAAUAAUAAUGAUGGAUCGCUUGGAAGUUAUUUUUCCUUUUACUUGCUCCAAUAAGUCUUGGUUAGUUCAUUAAGUGUAAUCCGUCUCCAGCUUGUUAAUCAUAG